Nicotiana attenuata is the source of this 3813-nucleotide messenger RNA. RefSeq lists its product as uncharacterized. The transcript is spliced from 4 exons. The record is from RefSeq and is a predicted model, not a curated record. The coding region runs from base 1858 to 3513 and encodes 551 amino acids. NCBI's taxonomy places the organism in Eukaryota, Viridiplantae, Streptophyta, Magnoliopsida, Solanales, Solanaceae.
AUUAAACGUGUUUUUGCAUGUAUAAUUCUUGAAAUUUAUGCUGGUUUGAUUUUGUAACUUCUAAAUAUUCGUACUCAAAUCUUAGUAUGUAGGUGCGUUUGUAAAGACCCAGAAACAGAAAAGCAAGAAGUUAAAUUAAGAAGAAGUGGACUAGUUCGUUGCUUUUUUCUGUAUGUGCUUAAUUAUUCUAUCGUUUGUUUCCCUUAAUCAUGAGAGGUUACAAAAAUUGAAAGGACUGUUCCUUAACUUACAAAAUCAUACCAAGUCAGUUGUGACGUUAAGGCCGGGCUCGGAUUCGAAGAACUACAAUUAAAAUAAGAACCUUUCAAUAGCUAGGAAGCACAGAAAUAGGUAUGUAUUGCCUUGAUAUGCGUGUUACCAUGUCUUAUCAAAGAAAAAACUUCCCCUUUGUAUAGUAGAAGAGUUUCAUUCCUAGUACAAUUCUAAAAAAGGUAAAAAUCCUCCUUUCUCGUCAAUUUCUGAUCCGCUGCCGACGUUGGGCGAGAUCUGCGCCUUGAUAUCCGGUGGGGUGCGGAUAUCACGGCCCUUUGUUAGUCGCGUGCAACCGUUGCCAUGCUUUCUGAGGUCUCGGAUCUCGUUCCGGGUUCGGGGAAGUGUUGUCUUAUCAGGCCCGGUGGCGAGCACUCCGUUCGGGCCUUAGUACGAGAAGUUCCCAGCUUCGAUUCCGAUCCCAUGUAGUCACGUCCUUGCUUCGUUUGACCCACCGGGAAAUUGGGGUGCCCCGGUUUUUCCCCGUAUACACAGUGUUCAUUGGGUUCUUCUCUUUUUCUAUUGAUUUUUCAUUCAUUAUCCUGAAAAGUUAAGUCGGAAAUUCGCUUGUAAAGUCUAUCCUCCAAUUUCUUUUCUUUCAUUGUAUUGUUCAAUGAUUGAAUUGUCUCCAAUAUACAGUUCAAGCUUCCAAUAAUUCUGUCUCCAGCUCCUGCUGGCAUGACUUAUAUUGAACUAGUAAUAUUUUUGUUGUAAUUGCUUACAAAGCUAAUGCAAUAGCUUAAACUCUGAUACCAUGAUAUUGAGCAUUUAUCUCAUUGUUUAGUUUCAGAAUUAAGUAACCUAUGAAACCAUAAAGUUCGUCCAGUUUUCCUCUUCUGUAUCAUUUUAACUUUAGUUGAUCCUUGUUUCUCCUAAAAUUGAUCUGUGAGAUCACACUCAUUGGUGGAAUAAAUCUUUGUUGCUGGUUUCUCGUUAGACAUGUUUUUCUCUCUAUCUGAAACUUCUCUUGCAACUGAGUGAGACAACCACUUUGACUAGCUUGGACUUGAAGGAAAGAAUGUUCUGCUAAUAUGUUUUUUACUUCAUGGUAAACGACUGAGCGAUAUUUCAUGUUCUAUUAACAUUCUUUCCUAUAGCCAGAAGAUACAUUUCUUCUACUGGAGAUAUCUCAAACACUGCUAGUGAAUCGUAUAGCCGUGCUGAGAGGAUAAACUGUCGUAGUAACAUACACAUGCCACAAAAGAGUGAUAAGUCCUCCGGGAAAGUGCCAAAUAAUUCAAAUGUCUAUGCAGCUAACAGUGCUGGAAACCUGAAUAGUUACUCUGGGAAGGAAAACUAUCAGCAUAUAUGGCAAAGAAUUCAGAAAAAGGACGCUAAUGUAAGCAACUGUGACUUGAAAAACUCAGACUUCUCGCAGGUUCAUGAUGGGUUAAAUGAUGAUACCUUGAAAACAAGUGCUCCUAUUUUUGUUAAUGUUAUUUUAUCAUCGAAAUCAGCAUUUACAGAUCAGGAAAAAAUCAAAUUUCUGACGGACCUGAGUAGAAAUAAGAGUCCAGGUUCCCUAAAGGAACACGAAAGUAAGUAUGGGAAAGGAUCUCCUGUCAAUGGAGCUUGUUGAAUUGUACCAUGCAGUCAAAUGGUGCAACUGGCCGAAUAGCUGGGGCAAAAAGCUUGGGAAGUGCUGCAGAUUCUCGUACUGAGACUAGUAAUCUUAAGAUUAGAUAUCAGAAAAAGAAUGUUCAAUAUGUUUCUUCCCAACCAUAUUCAAAUCCAUGUUCCUGUAACAUGGAGGCAAGGGGAGAUGUCCCAGUCCCAAUUUCUGUUUCCAGUGUAGAUAAUAAAAUGGUGGAGGAUGGUUUGAACUUGUUAUGUAGAUCAGCGAACUUCCACAACCCAACAGAGCAUCUAGCUUCUAAAUGUCAACCUCCUAGUUCGUCUUCUCUGAACGUGGUAAUAAAUGCAGGUCAAAGUUUAGAAAAUAUAAAAGUUUUACCAGGUGUUACUCAGUUUAAGAAGUUGAGAAAUUGUAACACGUGUACUACUACAGAGGAGCACUACAAGAAUGCUGUUUCUUCAAAGUUGUUGAUUCCUGGAGAUAAAGCCCGUAUAUUUUCUAGUCUUCAAAAUGAUUUCAAAAGCAUUUGUUGGGCAGUGACUGAGGCCCAUAGGGCACAACUAGCCUCUGAAGCCAUUGAGUGGGGUAAGGGCUAUCCUGUUGCUGAGUUUGAGAAACUUAUUUAUUUUGCCUCUCCAGUUAUAUGUCCACAUAUCCGGACUUGUCAGGCUUGUGUCCGUGGUCAAGGUGCACCUCUAUGCAGGCAUGAGAUACCAAAUGUCUCUUUGGGGAACUUGUGGCAGUGGUACGAGAAACAUGGGAGCUAUGGUUUAGAAGUAAAAGCGGAGGAUCAUAGAAGUUGUAGACAAUGUGGGAUUGAUCGUCUUAAGUUCAGUGCAUAUUUUGUUCCACUUUUGUCAGCCGUUCAGCUCUUCAAGUGCCAUAGGACUCAUGCAAGCUAUAAAGAUAAUGGAACUCCGGGGUCGUUAGAUGUGGUGGACUCUCGGAUAAAUAAAAUAUCUGAGGGUUCACCUAUGAUAGACCUUCGCACAAUAUUUUCUGUACUUGUACCUCAACCUCGUGUUGAGGACUCAAGCCCUUUGCAAAAAAGGAAUGUUGUCUCUGACUUCAGUUCAUCUCCAGAGUGCAGCAAUACAGAUUUGCAUCACCCACCAGUUGAAUUUAAGUUGUCUGAUGAUAAUGUGGAGCUUCUGUUUGAAUAUUUCGAACGUGAACAGCCUCAAAAUCGUAAACCUUUAUUUGAAAAGAUUCAGGAACUUGUUGCUGGUAAUUUGCCUUCAAGUUCUGGAGUUUAUGGAGAUCCAUCCGUCCUACAGUCCACUCGCUUACCUGACCUGCACCCUUAUUCGUGGUUUUCUGUUGCAUGGUACCCCAUUUACAAGAUACCAAACGGUAACUUGCGUGCUGCUUUCUUGACUUAUCAUUCGCUUGGCCAUUAUGUUGGCAGAGGCCAUUUGGAUGCCUGCAUAGUUUCUCCAGUUGUGGGCCUCCAGAGCUACAAUGCUCAGCCAAGGCACUCUGCGGACCACCUGAAAGAAGUGACCUUGGAUUCAGAUCCUUGUUCAGUUGUACGAGAUCGACUGAAAACAUUAGAGCAGACUGCAUCUCUUAUGUCGCGAGCUCUGAGAACGAGAGGUACAGAAACACUUGUAAACAGGCACCCCGAUUAUGAGUUUUUCCUGUCCAGGCGACGUGAAUUGCCUUGAUCUAUCAUAUUGCUCAACCAUAUAUAUAUAUAUAUAUAUAUAUAUAAUUCUCAUCAAAGGUUUUCCGGGUGUUCCCAGCUUCCACCAUAAUCUGAGUCCAACUAUGAGAGGCUUACGUCCAUUUCAAUAUUCUUAAAUUUCUGGUUUGGAGAUUCUUGUUUUGCAUUGAAGUUAGGCACUCUCUUUACACAGUGUAGUAGCAUGUUGUUAUAAGGAUUCCUUUUCUGGAUAAAAAUAGUGUUGGCUGGUUUUGGCUUUGGUGCUAGUUAAUUCUGAGAUAGCUGAUAAUUUUAGAUUGAA